GGGCGGGUCCUGGGGGAGAUCUCCAGCGUUGGGCCUCCGGAGGCGUGGGGCCACCUCGUGGGGACGCGGCGCAGCCCCUCUGAAGAGUCAGCAAAGGAUCUCCUGCUGGACUGUAGUCGCUGGCUUUGGGGUCAAAGCAACGGGAACAUCAGCAGGGAAGACUCAGAGUUGCAUCUCUAAGAAGUAUAAUGCGAAGUAUAUUUUGAGGAAGACCAGGAUUUUAGGGGAGAAGUUAAUUAAAGAAGGUGGAAACACACUUGUCUCUUUCUGCAGAGGUACAGGAGCGUGAGUGCAGAGACUUGGGAGAGCGAUGGACCAGAGCAAUCUCCAAGCCUUGGGGCUUCAAGGGAAUUGGCUAGGAAGAGGAAAUAAAAAGGACUCGGGUCUGAUGGCAGGGAAGCCGAGCCCUGACAGAAGCGCUUUCCUUGUGUAUUUACACUGAAGUUCCAAGAGAGGGACUUAGAAUUCUUUGUUUCGGUGCUCCAAAGGUACCAGUAAGAAACAAACCAAACCGAAGAAUAAGAUUCUGUUUGCUCUCCUUAGCUUAGGGAUUAAGGUUCUGGGAAAAGCAAUUGGAAACUGAAUAUGGAGAAGAAGCGUAGAUAAAAAGACUGCUAGCUACUUUGGGACAAUUUGCGAUGAUGGCCUGAGCCAAGUACCUCAUUUGAAGGGAUAACCUUCCGCUUUAAGGAACAUAAUGCUGAAGAAGCUAUGGCAGGUGAUUGGAGUUGUGCUUCAUACAUUUCAGCAGUUCAGCAGUGUUUUAUCUGCCAACUAAGCUUUUUACUUGAGUGCACCAUGGAGACGCUACUAAUGAGACUUGUUGAGCACAAAAGUGGACUUGAAGAGCCAGAAGCCACUGUUUUCCAAUGAAGGAUUCCAAACAGUUUUAAGCCUCAGUGCUUUUAAAUCACCAGAGAUUCCCUCCCUGCCCCUAAAAUCAAAAUGGCAAGCAGACGAAAAUCAACAACACCUUGCAUGGUCCUUGCCAGUGAGCAGGAUCCAGAUCUUGAGUUGAUAUCGGAUUUGGAAGAAGGCCCUCCCGUCCUUACACCCGUAGAAAAUGCUAGAGCAGAGAGUGUCUCCAGCGAUGAAGAAGUUCAUGAAUCUGUGGAUUCUGACAAUCAGCAAAAUAAGAAAGUGGAAGGGGGCUAUGAAUGUAAAUACUGUACUUUUCAAACUCCAGAUCUAAAUAUGUUUACUUUCCAUGUAGAUUCAGAACAUCCCAAUGUUGUGCUGAAUUCAUCCUAUGUUUGUGUUGAAUGCAAUUUUCUUACCAAAAGGUAUGAUGCACUUUCUGAGCAUAAUCUGAAAUACCACCCAGGAGAAGAAAAUUUCAAACUGACUAUGGUGAAGCGGAAUAACCAGACAAUCUUUGAACAGACAAUAAAUGAUCUGACUUUUGAUGGCAGUUUUGUUAAAGAGGAGAAUACAGAACAAGGAGAAUCCAUAGAUGUUUCUUCUUCGGGAAUCUCCAUUAGUAAAACUCCCAUUAUGAAAAUGAUGAAAAAUAAGGUAGAAAACAAACGGAUUACAGUUCACCAUAACUCAGCUGAGGGCACUUCUGAAGAGAAAGAGAAUGGAGUAAAAGCAAGCCGGGAAGAAAAUGCAGAAAGUACGAGUUCUUCAGCUUCAGAAUCCAACACAAGUACUUCCACUGUCAACCGAGUACAUCCCAGUCCUGCAGGCACAGUGGUGACCCCCACAGCUGUUCUUCCUGGGCUAGCACAGGUGAUAACUGCAGUGUCCGCUCAACAGAACUCAAACUUGGUCCCUAAGGUCUUAAUCCCUGUUAAUAGCAUUCCAACCUACAAUGCUGCAUUGGAUAACAAUCCUCUUCUACUUAACACCUACAACAAAUUCCCUUAUCCUACAAUGUCAGAAAUUACAGUUCUUUCUGCUCAAGCAAAAUAUACAGAGGAACAGAUCAAGAUCUGGUUUUCAGCCCAACGUUUAAAGCAUGGGGUUAGUUGGACUCCUGAAGAAGUAGAGGAGGCAAGAAGAAAACAAUUCAAUGGAACAGUGCAUACUGUACCUCAGACCAUAACUGUUAUUCCUACACACAUUUCCACGGGGAGUAAUGGGUUACCAUCUAUUUUACAGACAUGCCAAAUAGUUGGUCAGCCAGGUCUGGUCCUUACUCAAGUAGCUGGAGCAAACACCUUGCCAGUAACGGCUCCCAUUGCCCUGACAGUGGCAGGGGUUCCAAAUCAAACAAAUGUACAAAAGAGUCAAGUGCCUGCUGCUCAGCCUGCUGCAGAAACAAAGCCAGCCACAGCAGCAGUUCCAUCAUCACCAAGUGUCAGGCCUGAAGCUGCACUAGUGAACCCAGAUUCAUUUGGUAUUCGGGCCAAAAAAACUAAGGAACAGCUGGCAGAACUGAAAGUUAGCUACCUUAAAAACCAGUUUCCCCACGACUCAGAGAUCAUCAGGCUUAUGAAAAUAACAGGCCUUACUAAAGGCGAGAUUAAAAAAUGGUUUAGUGAUACAAGGUACAACCAGAGAAAUUCAAAGAGUAACCAGUGCUUACAUCUCAAUAACGACUCCUCUGCCACUAUCAUCAUAGACUCCAGUGAUGAAACCCCAGAACCCCCAGCUGCAGCUGCGUCACAGCAGAAACAGUCCUGGAAUCCCUUUCCUGACUUUGCUCCCCAGAAGUUUAAAGAGAAAACUGCAGAGCAACUUCGUGUCCUUCAGGCAAGUUUUCUCAACAGUUCUGUACUUACAGAUGAAGAAUUAAAUAGAUUAAGAGCGCAAACCAAACUUACUAGAAGAGAAAUUGAUGCUUGGUUUACAGAGAAAAAUAAAACAAAAGCUUUAAAGGAUGAGAAAGUAGAAGUAGAUGAAAGUAAUGUAGGUAGUUCCAAAGAAGAACCUGGAGAAAAUUCUCCUGGAGACGAAGCCGUUGCACCUAAGUCAGCAGGGACAGGCAAGAUAUGUAAGAAGACACCAGAGCAACUGCACAUGCUUAAAAGUGCAUUUGUCCGAACACAGUGGCCGUCACCAGAAGAGUAUGACAAGCUGGCUGAAGAAAGUGGGCUUGCCAGAACAGACAUAGUUAGUUGGUUUGGAGAUACCCGUUAUGCUUGGAAGAAUGGGAACUUGAAAUGGUACUACUACUAUCAAAGCUCCAAUUCAAGUAGUUUGAAUGGUCUGUCCUCCCUUAGGAAAAGAGGGAGGGGCAGACCCAAAGGACGAGGCAGAGGCAGACCACGUGGGCGGCCCAGAGGAGGAAAAAGAAUGAACACCUGGGACAGGGUACCAUCGCUCAUAAAGUUUAAAACUGGAACAGCAAUACUUAAAGAUUAUUACCUGAAGCACAAAUUUCUUAAUGAGCAAGACCUUGAUGAACUUGUCAACAGAUCACACAUGGGUUACGAGCAGGUCAGAGAGUGGUUUGCAGAAAGACAAAGAAGAUCUGAGUUAGGUAUAGAAUUAUUUGAGGAAAAUGAGGAGGAAGAUGAGGUUAUUGAUGAUCAGGAAGAAGAUGAAGAAGAAACAGAUGAUAGUGACACUUGGGAACCCCCACGACAUGUGAAGCGGAAGCUUUCUAAAUCGGAUGACUGAAAUCUACUUAAAAUUCUGAAGGAGAAUAAGUUCUUCAAUUCAAGAUGUCUGAAUUACUGUGAAUGGGCCCAACCAAUCCUUGAUGACACUGAGAAUGCUUUGGGGCAUACAUACUUUCAAAACAGAAUCCAAUAUCCAAAAGAAAUGGAGCUCGAUGUUGUGCCAAAGUCAAACUGCUGCAGUCGGGGGCGGUUCUGCAAUGUAAAUAGAGCGCUAAUUAAAACAAACAGACUGUAAAAGUGAAAUUUAAUACAGUACACUUUUAUUCUGACAGGAUGCAAACCUUGUGAAUCUUUGACUUUCUAAGGGGUUAAUGACCACUAGAGCUUGUCCUCACCUCGACUCCAGCAUACAGCUCUGUAAGACGGGCUGUAUUACCUGUAUUCUUUGACAUGUGAUUAAGCUUACAGCUUUGAGUGACCAAACAUUUUACAGAGUAAAAGUUGUUAGAAAUGGGAGAGGAGAACCAAACCCUACUUUCUGUGUCUUAUUUUUCAGGCCCUCACCAAAAUUAAAAGUUAUACAUGGGCUUACACAGUUUGCAGUGUAAAAGCAGCCUGUGCCUGUUAUGUUAGGACAGAAAGACCUGUGGCUUGCUGGCCUUUAUGACGAGACCCUCCACUGAACACUCAUAUAAACCAGUUUCUACUUGUGCACUUGUGCGGCUUCUCUUUGUCAGAAUCCGAUUUGCUUUUUACUAAGCUGAAGAUACUACCCCAGCAGGAGAAGGAACUCAGUAGGGAACACUCUAAACAUGUUCCAAACAUGUGAGAGUCCAUAGUGAAAUACAUGUGGUGUGUUCUCACGGGCGUGGGACUCAGGAAGGCCAGACAGUCUCAGGUGGGAUUUUGCAGGAAUUACCUUUUCAUGAAGUUGUACCUUAUGUAACAAUUUCAGUGAACAGAGGGGAAAAAAAAUUGGAACCUAGCAAGUUAAAAAUUUCCUUUUGAUGUAAGAAUCAGGGCGUGUUAGCGGUAACUGUGCUGCAGCAGAAGACAGAGUUCCUACUGACUUGUAACAGACUGGUGCUGACGUUCGUGUGGGAAGGACCCUUUCUGUUGUGUUCAUAGGACCACUUUUCAAACUGUGCUUUCCUCACAGAACAAAAUUUUUAGUUUUAUUUGAUUUGGAUUUAAAAUUUUUUUGAAUGAUCACACAUAGUGGGUUUGGCCAGUUCAUCUUUUUCUAACUUAAUGAAUAAUAAAUACUGAGCUCUUGGUUUAAUGUUUGUCAGCUAAUGAGAGAUGUUAUGAAAAAGCCUUGAAUAUGCAUGCUGCUUUCAUUUUUAUAAACUUUUUAUUUUUUAACUAUAGCUUUAUUAGCAAUUCCCAAAUGCUGCAAUUUGCUGAUUUCUUCACUCAGACAGCUGGCUUUGUGGGCGGCUUUUUCAUACUACUGUUAACUUUUUGAAAAAGAAGUGAUGUAAAGACUGUAACAAUUGAAUGCACUAAGCUGUUUUUCUUUUACACAUUUAAAAACUUCUUAAAGUACUCUGUAUUAUAAUGAUUAAAUUGCUCCCUUUUUAAAACCAUUGCUAAUGUGGUCUGAGUUUUAUUUGACAGUAAUUUUAAUGUUCUCAAGAUCCAAUCCUUGAAAUGUCAAGGAUUGGAGAUGAAGGAUUUGAAUAUAUUUACAUUACGUUUCUUUUGUGCUAUGCUAACUUUGUAUAGCUGCAAAUAACUUCGUGAUUUUCCCAUCUCUCUGGUAGGCUGGGUGAAAGUCUGCUCUGAUGUUUGCUAGCUUUUAAAUAAAUUUAUUUGACAGUGCGAAAGAGCCUUUUUUCCUGGUUGACUGUGUCUUUGAAUACAAAAUAAAAGUUAGCAAUAAUGAG
Molecule: messenger RNA, 5398 nt
Organism: Rattus rattus (black rat)
Lineage: Eukaryota; Metazoa; Chordata; Mammalia; Rodentia; Muridae
Gene: Zhx1
Product: zinc fingers and homeoboxes 1
Exons: 4
Coding region: 946-3567 (873 amino acids)
Biological process (GO): regulation of transcription by RNA polymerase II
Cellular component (GO): nucleus
Molecular function (GO): DNA-binding transcription factor activity, RNA polymerase II-specific; DNA binding
Source: RefSeq, a predicted model, not a curated record